Messenger RNA from Anopheles funestus (African malaria mosquito), 1569 nucleotides. RefSeq lists its product as uncharacterized. NCBI's taxonomy places the organism in Eukaryota, Metazoa, Arthropoda, Insecta, Diptera, Culicidae. The transcript has 3 exons. Bases 1 to 1569 code for a protein of 522 amino acids. The record is from RefSeq and is a predicted model, not a curated record.
AUGAGACGAACAAAGAAACCGAAACCCAAACUCAAGCGUCACAUUGAAGAUGUUCCAUUUUAUAAAUUUACUCAUGGGAAAGAUGAGCUACCGCUUGAUCCAGCCCGCACCUUCAUAGUGGAACAAAUCGGAAAAAUACACUCCACUAAAUCGAGUUGCUUCACCAAGGAUUACAGUCUUCAUCGUACUCCGCGUGGUGAUGGUACACUCGAGCCCGAACUAUUACCAUCCGAAUGUGCUACGACGUUUCCUCACCUAGAACCCAACCCGCGUCCCUCGACAUCGAAGAUUUACUGUCGCGGUGAACCUGCCCGCGACGUUCGUGGCCGUGGGCUGGCAGCGAAAGACAAAGACGCCACCGAUCGUAUGAUUGAUGUGUAUAAGCGAUUUCGGUUGAAAAUCUUCCACGACCUAGCGCUCACCAAACCGGUGCUUCGUGGUAAUGAAUUUUUCCGUCGCUAUGGCCGCAACGAUGAUGACGGUCGUCGAAAGCUGCCCUCGCUGUGGAGAAAGAAACGACCGCAGAAGUUUCAGUUUGAUGAGUUUGCUUAUCGUACGCCGGAGGAAAACGAGGAAGCGUUGCGUCGCAUCCAGAAGCAUCUGGAUAAGAUGAUUGCAAAGAGCAUAAGAGAGGCUGAAAAGCGACGUCGGGAAAAGGAGGAGCAGGAGCGAAGACCGCAUAUAUCAAGAAACUUAAACAAUCGGAAAGCAUGUAAGUACUUAUUCCAGAAAUACUCCACACCCGUCCUUACUUAUCUCCCGCCUUCUUCCAGGAAACUUAAAUAUCUGCAAGCCUUACUGCCUGUUCACCCCGAUGAACAAAAAGACAAAAUACUGUCACGAUACGAGCAAAACUUCCACCAUGCGAUGUGUUUCUUCGACGACGCAAUGAAGCAGCGUACACUGAACGUUCUGGAUCAGCUAGAUGUGCGAAAGAUCGAACACUAUCCUUCGCAUCUUAUCAAAAAGAUUAUUCCACGUGUUGAUCAACGCCUUAACUAUCUCAAACAAGCGUAUAAGUUCAUCCUCGAAGAAGAACAACUUUGGCCUAACGUAUAUCCCGAGGUAAUACUGAUGGACUAUCUUUUCGAUACUGAUCAUGGUGUGUCUCGGGAUCAGGCGGUGUUCUUCAUCAUCCUGCUCAUGGAUCUUCAGGAAGACUAUCGCUACUAUGUGAAACGUGCCUUUCUUCGAUAUAUACUACACUCAGAAAUGGAACGAUCCCGUCUUCAGCUAGCGAUUGAACCACCCGAGUUCCCUAUCGCCACUAUGGUCGCUCCGGUACCAUGGAAGUGUUCCAUUCAGCUGGCAAAAAAUCGACUCGAGGAGGUGCUCAUGAUAAAUCACCCAGUGCUGCAAGCGAUCAAUAUGCUAUGGCACAAGCUAUACAGCAAUCUAUUGGUUGUCGAUUCAGUGAAAUUCUACAGCACCGAUGUCCCGAUGCAUGCUGAUAAAAUAACCGAGAUGAUACACAACAGUUGUCGAAUAACGAGAGAUGUAAGAUUUACAUUCUUCACGCAUUCCACACAAAGCAGUUUACAAUUUACAACAAUCUUUUUUAGAUAUUAA